AUGGGUAUCAACGAGCAAAGACUGUCCCCAUCCCACCACCCCCCUGCCACACUAAACGCCCUGGGACGGGAUAAGGAUACACGAGACAGCAAAAUGACAGCAUUCAACUUUGCUGUUUUCGCUUUGGUUUUUAUCACAACAAAUGCACAAACUCCAGACAUGGGUACAGGAAUGACAAAUCCUACAGGCAUGAGCAACACAGGCGGCAUGACACAACCUACAGGUGGUGCAGGGAGUACAGGAAUUGGAAUGGGCGGAAUGAAUAAUCCAAUGGGUGGCAUGACUAAUCAGAUGGGUGGCAUGACUAAUCAGAUGGGUGGAAUGACUAACCAGAUGGGUGGCAUGAAUAAUCAAAUGGGAGGAAUGAAUAAUCCAAUGAGUGGCAUGAAUUAUCCGAUGUCUGGUAUGGGCAACCCUAUGGCUGGUAUGAGUGGCCCCUUCGGUGGUAUGAAUAGCGGAUUUGGCAUGGGAAGUCAGUAUGGCGGUAUGGGAAGUCAGUUCGGGAACAUGGGUAUGGGACCAAUGGGAUCAGCAUUAGCGAAUAUGGGUGGAAUGAUGGGAGGCAUGAGUGGUCAGGGUUCUGGACAGUCUCAAAGCUCUUCUGGUAGCUCGAUGAUGCUUCCUCUGAUGAUGGGAGGUGACAAGGGAAGAAACAUGUUUUUGAUGUCUCAAAUGAUGGGAAGACAGGGCGGCAACAGCAUGCUUCCUUACUUCGCUUUGAACGGUGGCCUGGGAGACAACAUGAUGAACAUGCUCCUCUUCAGCGGUAUGGGUGGAAUGGGAGGCGGCCGAGGCGGUCAAGGAUUUAACCCAAUGAUGGCCAUGGCUCUCAGCGGCGGUGAGAUGAACAACAUGCUCCCGUGGAUGUUCCUUAAUCAAGGCAGAAACCAGGGACAACAAGGCGGUAUGUAG
Haliotis rubra (blacklip abalone) is the source of this 912-nucleotide messenger RNA. RefSeq names its product spidroin-1-like. NCBI's taxonomy places the organism in Eukaryota, Metazoa, Mollusca, Gastropoda, Lepetellida, Haliotidae. Bases 1 to 912 code for a protein of 303 amino acids. The record is from RefSeq and is a predicted model, not a curated record. The transcript has 3 exons.